Messenger RNA from Entrophospora sp. SA101, 1594 nucleotides. The record is from the annotation of a GenBank genome assembly. Lineage: Eukaryota; Fungi; Glomeromycota; Glomeromycetes; Entrophosporales; Entrophosporaceae.
AUGAACAGCAAGAAUUUCAAAAAUAUCGAUAAUAAUAAUGAGGCUGUUGUUUCAGAGGAUGCUGGUGGAACUGAUGUUAUGGAUUAUAAUAAUGUCGGUCAUGUUGACGAUAACAAUUAUAAUGAUGACAGGAUUAAUCUCACACAAGUCUUGAAAUCACUUACUACAACUUGGUCAGACACUACAUUUGUCAAGCAUGCAUCAAAUUCAUUACAACUUUAUGUCACUAGUGCUAUUCUUAUUAUAUUUGGAUAUCUUCCAAAAGAGAUAUUAUUAAAGAUAAACAUUUAUAAAGACAUAGGUGUUGGCACAACACAAUGGAUGAAAAGUUCUUUUGAUAGAACACGUAAAAUUGCAAUGAUUACUGUUGAGAUGCUUUCAUGGUUACUUGAUGAAAAUGAUGACGUGUUGGAUUUCAAGUUAGAUCCUCAAGAUGAAGAAGUUAAAACAUUAAGGCAAUUGGUUGAUGCAAAGGACGGAUUAAAUAAUUUGCUGAUUAUUAAUACUGAAGAAGAAGAUGAUGAUGAUAAUGAGAACAGGUCAUUUAAAAGGAAUAAAGACAUUAAUGAUGAAAAUAAUUCACAAUCCAUUUCUGUCAUUACUAAUUCUUUUGAAGAAGAUUUUGAUCAAUCAUCAAAUGUUAUUGAUGAGGAUGAAACUACUAAACUGGUUGGAGAUUCUGAUGAUGAAGAUGACUUUGAACCAUAUUCAAUGGAUGAAAGCGAUUUUGAUGAAAAUGAAGAAGAUUAUGAUACUUUAGCAACAAAGCCAAAAAAUACUUUGCCUCCUGUCGAUUUUGAUGAAAAUGAAGAAGAUUAUGAUACUUUAGCAACAAAGCCAAAAAAUACUUUGCCUCCUGUAUAUAUUAUAGACUUGUUUAAAAUGUUAAAAGCAGCUGAAGAUCCUGAAAAGAUUGAAAUUGCUAUGAAUACAGCUGAAAAAUUGAUUAGACUAAAAACCAAUUUUGGAACGGAAUUAGAUGAAAAUGCUAAUGAGUUGGCCAGAGUUCUUAUUUCAAUAAAUAAUACAUUUGAAUUGAAAGAAUUUGAAGAAAAAAGACAUGCGGCAUUAACUGCACUCGUAGUUGGAAGUCCAAAAAAUACUUUAGAUCCUCAAGAUGAAGAAGUUAAAACAUUAAGGCAAUUGGUUGAUGCAAAGGACGGAUUAAAUAAUUUGCUGAUUAUUAAUACUGAAGAAGAAGAUGAUGAUGAUAAUGAGAACAGAUCAUUUAAAAGGAAUAAAGACAUUAAUGAUGAAAAUAAUUCACAAUCCAUUUCUGUCAUUACUAAUUCUUUUGAAGAAGAUUUUGAUCAAUCAUCAAAUGUUAUUGAUGAGGAUGAAACUACUAAACUGGUUGGAGAUUCUGAUGAUGAAGAUGACUUUGAACCAUAUUCAAUGGAUGAAAGCGAUUUUGAUGAAAAUGAAGAAGAUUAUGAUACUUUAGCAACAAAGCCAAAAAAUACUUUGCCUCCUGUAUAUAUUAUAGACUUGAUUAAAAUGUUAAAAGCAGCUGAAGAUCCUGAAAAGAUUGAAAUUGCUAUGAAUACAGCUGAAAAAUUGAUUAGACUAAAAACCAAUUUUGGAACGGAAUUAG